Molecule: messenger RNA, 2131 nt
Organism: Leptinotarsa decemlineata (Colorado potato beetle)
Lineage: Eukaryota; Metazoa; Arthropoda; Insecta; Coleoptera; Chrysomelidae
Product: Protein interacting with Ttk69 and Sin3A
Biological process (GO): regulation of transcription by RNA polymerase II
Cellular component (GO): nucleus
Molecular function (GO): transcription corepressor activity
Source: RefSeq, a predicted model, not a curated record
GCCAGCAAAGGGGCCCGUGCAUCAUUCGAGAAAUCAGUUAGUAAAGCGCUUGUGUUCGGUUUGUAUCGUUUACCGCUAGGCGCGAAGAGCAUGGCGUAGCGAGAGACGUUGUUACUAUACGUGUUACAGUGUGUCGAUUGUACUUUUUCGGAUCAGUGAGAGAUUGAUUUUCAGUGAAGAUGUCCGUGAUGCAAAUUCAGCAGGCCAAGCGGCAGCAGUGCUACCUCUGUGACCUGCCAAGGAUGCCCUGGGCGAUGGUCCAUGAUUUUUCGGAGGCGGUUUGCAGGGGGUGCGUCAACUACGAGGGGGCGGACCGGAUCGAGAUAGUUCUGGAGACGGCCCGCCAGAUGAAACGGGCGCACGGCUUCCAGGAGCAGCAGCCGCGCCAUGCGACUAAGACGCACCGUUCCGCUCACGAGCACCAGAACGGGGAAGUUGUGGCGGCGGCGGCAUCGAGCAGGCAGCAGACGGCCGUCCAUCACUCGACCACCUACAGCCUGCACCACUCGCGGUCCAACAUGCUCGCCGAGUACCAGGCCGCUCAACCGCCUCCGCCGCCAAGGGGCAGCUCGGCCAUGUCCCGCCCUCAGCUAGAGGCCACCCCCGAGCACGAUAUCGUCGCGCGUACCGCGGUACGACUGUCGACGGCCCACAUGGCCGCCCACCACCAGAUUCCAGCUCACCACCAUCCGAGCAACGGGAGACCCAGUGCCAUGUCCCAGCAGGGCAUCAAGCGGGGUCUGUCCGCCACCGAUGAGGAUGACCACCAUGGUCAUCAUCACUCUAAUGGGGACGGCAGCGUUACGAAGAGGAUGAUGUCUGUGGAGGAACACGGUACGGCCGUUAGGCCUCCUCUUACUAGAGGGGAUUCUCUACCCGCUGUGUCUUUGGCGCAACCUUUUGUCAUUUCUACGGAGAGGACUUUCAAGCAGGAGAAGCAUCCGAUCAGGACGACCUCCUUUGACUCUGGUUCCGCAUUCAAAACGAACGCUUCGGUAUCAGUAUCAAACACAAAUGGCACUACGUCCAGUUCACCCCUGAAUAGGACAGGCUCUCCGCCAGAAGCCAACGUAGCCGGUACAACGCAACAGAAUCAACCAACCACCGGAUCCGGCCAAAGCCCAAUGGCCGCUCUCAUGUCUGUUGCGGAUAAUCUUCCCCCGGGCAGCCCCCGUUCGACAGGGGGUAGUCCUCCCACGAACGUGGCUCCCAGAUCAGCAUCGAGAGGAUCUCAGCACUCCCCGAAUUCUUCAGCAGGGUCGUCCAGCGGUAGGAGAUCCUCAGGAUCACGGCAUGUGUCUUCUACUACUGUUACGUCCACUGAAGCUGGUGCUAUGACAGUAGGUAAUACCGAAUCUUUGUCUACGAAUGGCGAAAGUGUUGCAUCAACUCCCGCAACACCAGUCACCCUGAAGUGCACCCUUUGCCAGGAAAGACUAGAAGAUACCCAUUUCGUUCAGUGUCCCUCUGUACCGUACCACAAGUUCUGCUUUCCCUGCAGCAGGGAUAGCAUCAAGAGGCAAGGAGCUGGAUCUGAGGUUUAUUGCCCAAGUGGCGAAAAAUGUCCUUUAGCCAAUUCCAACGUCCCGUGGGCAUUUAUGCAGGGCGAGAUUGCCACCAUACUGGGCGAGGAAUAUAAAGUGAAGAAAGAAAAAGAAACUUAAACGGAAUAACCACGCUCUUGAGGGUGACACUUUAUCUCGAUUUCUAUCGAGUAUCUCUUGGCGGAGAGAUGAAAUUGUAGAAAACUGGCGAAAGGUCGAAAAAAAAAGAUGUCGGAUUUUAACAGUUUGCCUGAAAGGAAAGGCGUGUACAUUGGAAAGAAGAUGGCUGUGUUGAAAUAUUAGUUUUACGGUGGACGAAGAGUCCACGAAUCCGUCUUAUGAUUGUACAACUACCGAAUUAUAAAUUGGCUAGCAUCGCCGAAUUUGUAAAUAAGAUCAGGUAGAAUUACGAACGUCUCGGAAGAAGUUAUAUUGAAAUGUUAGAGUUUUCAUUUUAUUUGAGUCGAUAUCUUCUCGUCCUGUAAUUGUUUGUGGAUAAUUUCAGUUAACUUUCACUUUAUUUGUAAAUAUUGUACAUAAAAUGGAAUUUGAAAUUGUACAAAAUAUAUUUAUCGUUUAGAAGUUUA